Messenger RNA from Tetranychus urticae (two-spotted spider mite), 1846 nucleotides. RefSeq lists its product as uncharacterized. The record is from RefSeq and is a predicted model, not a curated record. Gene Ontology annotation, biological process: regulation of transcription by RNA polymerase II. NCBI's taxonomy places the organism in Eukaryota, Metazoa, Arthropoda, Arachnida, Trombidiformes, Tetranychidae. Gene Ontology annotation, molecular function: RNA polymerase II transcription regulatory region sequence-specific DNA binding; DNA-binding transcription factor activity, RNA polymerase II-specific.
CUUGUUGUUGUGAAGCUAUUUACUGUGAUAAAACUGGUGUUUGUUGUCAUGAUCAAACCAAUCAACCUGAUCAAUCGGACAUUUUAACUUUAUUUUCAAUCAAUUAAUAACACAAUUUAAUUUCAAGUUUCACAGUUAAAUCUAAUCAAAUUAAACAAUUAUCAAAUUUCAAUCAACUUCAUCAACAUCAUCAUCUAUUAACCAUUGAAUGUCUAACUUCAAUAUAAGCCAAGAAUAACAAGAAUAACAAGAAAAGGUCAACAUCAAAGGUUAACAAGACAAUACAAAUGGACUCUACAGUAACUGCUAUUGAACUUAAUCAUCAUAAUCAUCAUCAUCUAAAUCAUCAUCUUAAUCACUCAUUUGGUGUUGGUGUCUCAGUUGAAGGAGCAUUUAAAAAGUUAAAAGUCGAACCAGGAUUAACCUCAUCAUCAUCAUCUUCACUAGCAUCUUCAUUGUCUUCAGCUUUAUCUACAAUAACUCCAACUACAACUGGUACAGGAACUACUGGUACAAGUGGAACAGGAACAGGAACAAAUAAUUCAACUCCAACACCAAAUUGUCCACCAACACCAGCUCGUAGAAGACAUCGAACAACAUUUACACAGGAACAAUUAACUGAAUUAGAAUCUGCUUUUAAUAAAAGUCAUUAUCCUGAUAUUUAUUGUCGUGAAGAAUUGGCAAGAAUAACUAAAUUAAAUGAGGCUCGAAUACAGGUUUGGUUUCAAAAUCGUCGAGCUAAAUUUCGUAAACAAGAGAAACAAUUACAAAAAGCAUUAUCAGGACCAAGUGCAAGUGUUUUACCUUCAUGUAAUGGCACUUUAAUGAGAAACAUUUAUCAAGCAACAGGAGCAACUCAUCAUCCUGUAUUGAAUCAUCAUCACCAUCAUCAACAUCCAUUGUCUCGUAAUUAUUUAACUCAUCAUCAUGGUCAUCAUCAAUAUAAUGGUAAUGGAUUUAAAGACACAUCAUCACCAUCUUCAGUUUCCCUGACAGGAACAACAACAAAUUACCAUAUGAGUCCAAGUCAACAUUUUACAAUGGGUACAGGUACAGGAACAGUUACCUCGAUGGGCUCAAAUUCAAAUUCAGAUGAUUGGUAUAAUAAAAAUUUUUCUGCAUUAACUAGAAUCAAUUCAACUCCUCACUCAAAUUUAACAAAUAAUCUGACAUCAGGACCAUCAAUGCUUCAAUACACGACUCCAUAGAUUAUGGAUUGCAGAAUUAUCUGAAAAGUCUAUAAUUGAACAAGAAAUAAUCUCAUAAAGUAUAAAGUAAUCUGCUAAUAACAACAGAUUUUAAGAGUAAAAACAGUCGAUUGGUAACAAAUGUUCAAUCAAAUUUCAAAGGAUAUUCAUAUAAAUCUAUUCAAAAGAUGCAAGCGUUGGUGGCUACAUUAUCAUCUAUUUAUGUGAUCAAAAUACGAUGAUUAAUUCCUAUCUUAUUUUAGCAGAAACUUGAAACUAACCUAUACAUUGAUGGUUCAAUGUAAUAGUGUAUAUACCACAUGCUCUCAAUUUGAUGCUGGAGAAGCCUCAAAUAGUAAACCAUUAAGUUUCCAAAUAGAUGAUGAUCCACAUCUUUAAUUCAUCAAUUCAAUCUUGCUACCAAUUACCAAUCAUCUUCUUUCUUCCAGUUAAUAUUUCAGAGUCUCAUCCCUAUCAACAUCAUUGAAAAAAAUCAUUCAUCAACAUCAACUUUCAAGGAUAAGUUUUUAUCCUUCAUCUUCUUUCUAGCUUUUCUUUGUCAGAUCAAUCAAAGAGUUAAAAAGGUACAGUUUCAUUUUUCUUAUUUUACCUAAAUUUCUAUCACAAUAUGUGUGUAUUAAUCUCAAUCUUAUCCCUUG